Molecule: messenger RNA, 5335 nt
Organism: Amaranthus tricolor (Joseph's coat)
Lineage: Eukaryota; Viridiplantae; Streptophyta; Magnoliopsida; Caryophyllales; Amaranthaceae
Exons: 5
Coding region: 1380-4715 (1111 amino acids)
Molecular function (GO): phosphatidylinositol binding
Source: RefSeq, a predicted model, not a curated record
ACUGUCAAAAUCAAUAAUAUAUUAAUACAAACAAAAAUGACAAAAAAAAUGUGCUACUCUUUGGAAUUGUUUUUGAGGUGGCUAGUAAAAAUUGUUUUGCAAACAAGUUGAUAUUAGUUUAAAUGUGAACUUAUAUUAUUAGCCAAAACAAUUUGUUUUGUUUUUACAAAAUGUUAUUUAAAGGGGAGAAAAAAAAAAAUACUUCAAAUGAGAUGUUAAGCAAUCUCACAUGUGAGACUUAGUAGCAAGUGGACAAUUUAACAUGAAUAGAUUGAAUAACAAACCUCAAUUAACUUAUCUUUCAAACAUGAUUAUGACAUGUCAAUAUAUUUUACAAAGAAAAAUAAGAAAACAACGAUAUAAUGUUUAGUUUGGUAAAUAGUUAUUGUCUCUUAGCUAUUGAUUUUUUUUUAUUUAAUUUAUUUGUUGAACUGAAAGUAUUAGUCUUUUUUAUUGACAUAUAAACUAAUUGUUUAGAAAUAUAUUUGAUAAAACUAUGUAUAGUCUAUUGGUUAUUUUAUUUAUUAAAAAAAAUGAUCCAACAAGCUUAUUUUUAAUUGUGAAUCAUAAUUACGAAUGCAAAUUGUGUUUACCGGUGGAAUAUUAAGUCGAAGUUAAUUUUUAAGAACAAUAAUUUCAAACACUAACUUUUUUUCUGAAAAAAAUAAUUAUGUUUUAUAUAAAUAUAAAUAAUAGUUUGAUAGCUAUAGCCUAUUACUGUUAGUUUUUCUUCUCAUAAUAGUAUUAGUAAUACUCGUUAAUUCUAGUAUAUACUAUAUAAUUACAAUUUCUCAUUAUCAAAAUUAACAGUUUACAAUAGAGAUUGUCGGAUUAGCGUUCGGAUUAUCUACCCCAACCAAAUCGAAUAGGGGCGGAAGCGUUAAUGCUUUAGCCAGAAGCUGACACCAUCGGACUCGUGGCUAAUCGCUAGUUUUACAUGAUUACAUGAACCAUUGAUGAUUCAACCUUCCGUAGAAGAAACACAGUUCAACCAUUACUCGUAGAAACCCCCCCCCCCCCCCCAAACACAAAUCUCGAUGUUAUGUUCACUAUUCGUGGCAGCCUGAUCUUCAUAAUCAACUAAUCGAUUUGAAAGGUAAAAGUUCGAUACUUCGAUGCAAAACUAAGCUCUUACGAGUUAUGCACUUUCUUCAACUGCCAAAUUCGUCGAUUGAAUAUACAGAUUAUCUUUCUGUCUUCGCAUUUCAGGUAAAACAACGAAAACCCACCUUAUGAAUUCCGUUAUUUUGCUCCAUUAUGCAUUUCUGCAAGUAAACAAUGACCAAAUUAUGAAAAAAUUGGGGGAAAUUGCUUAAAUUUUUGUAUUUUAUCUGGGUUGAAUUUACCAAAUUAUAGAAAAUGUAUUAGGAAGAAAAAAAAUGGAGGGAAAGGGAAAUUCUCAAGAUUAUUUAAAUGGUGGGUUUCAUAAAUUUGAUGGUGAAGAAGGGGAGGAAGGGUUAUCCCCAAUAUCUUCACAGUAUUCGUCGUGUGACGGUGAAUCGGAGUUUGAUCGAUAUUGUAGUGCAAAUUCGGUGAUGGGUACUCCUAGCGUGUGUAGUUUUAUGGGAGUUUUUCAUGAUUCUUUGGAUUCUGAUUUCGGGUCAUUAAAGAGCUUAGAGGGUUUUAAGUUGGGUGGUGGUAGGCUUCAUGGGAAGCUUGAGGGGAAAUCUCAUUCAUUAUUAGGUAGGGAUCAUGGUUUGGGUAAUAGUUCGAUUAACAGUGAGUUUUGCGAGUUGGAAGAUGAGGAGGAAGGAUUGAGUUGUGUUGGUGGAUUAUUGGAGGGGUUGGAAGGUUUUAUGUUGGAUGGUGUUGCACUUCCUAGGAAGUUCGAGGGGAAUGGGGAUUUGGUGUCAGCUAGGGAGCAUAGUUUGGGAAAUAGUUCGAUUAAUGAUGCAAUUAGAGAGUCAAAAAAUGAGGAGGAAGGAUUGAGUUGUGUUGGUGGAUCAUCGGAGAGGUUUGAGGGUUUUAUGUUGGAUGGUGUUGCAAUUCCUAGGAAGUUCGAGGGGAAUGCGGAUUCAAUGUUUGGUAGGGAGCAUGGUUUAAGUAAUAGUUUGGAUGAUGAUGCAUUUUGUGAGUCAAAAAAUGAGGGGAAGAUGGGGAUUAAGGAUAAUGCGGGGAGUUCAUCGUCUAGUCGUCGAGAAAUGGAAGUGUUAGGGAGCAAAGCGGAGGCUAAAAGAGUUAAGUUGUUUGAUGGGGACGUUGGGAGGAAGGAAGAUUUGGCUGUACUUUUAAAGAAUGUUGAGAAUGCUUUAUUGCAAGGAGCAGUUGCUGCAAGAAGUGUUGCUGAGAACUUGUUGGAACAUGAUCAAGCGGAUGAAAUGGAUGAUGAGAGAUGUAGAGAAGUAGACAAGACGUCUUCUAGGUAUGAUCACUCAGAAGGUGAAGAUUCAAUGUUUAACUAUGGUUCUGAUGAUGGAUCAAAUCCUAGUGCAUACUAUGUGAGGAAUGCAGGGGAUCAUCAUGGUGAAGAUGCAAAAAGUGGGAAUUUAAUGCUGAUGAAUCCGUCGGUGGCUUUUGGGUCUAAUGAUUUGGAAGAUUUUGAGUUAGAUGGAAUGGGAGAUACAAAGCAGCUUCCUGAUAAUUUUUGGACAAGGCAGAAAUCAGGUUCUGAAAACGAAAUUGAUUCUCAAGAUUUGACUUUGAUGAGGCCAACUCUCAGCAAAGAUUGUCUUUGGCAUGAGAAAGAAAGCAAUGAGAGGGACGUUUGUUCAGACAACGAUGAUGUCCCAGAGUGCUCCCUUGGUUCAGCUAUGAAUCCUUGUACGCCUAAAUUUGUGGAAUCUGGGGCUCCAGAGGGCACCGGAGACAUAUCAGUAAGGUGCAAAUAUCCUAUCAGUAAUGAUGAUAUGGAUAAGUAUCUUGAUAAUUGUUCUUUAUACAACGAGUUCCAAAAGUAUCAAUGUCCUUCUAUACAUGUUGUCUCGGAAAUCGUCUCAACAACAUGCGAGAAGGAAAGAACGAAACUGGAUAUGACUAGUGAUACAAUAAGUGGUGACAAUGACCUUCCGGUCGCACAACAAUAUCCGAAUCCUCUGCCUGAUAUUGAGGCUGGUGGGGAAGCUUCUUUUCGUGCAAAUGAUGCCCAUGGAAAUCUUGAGUUGGAUCUCCUUCAAGGUCCUCAAGUGGAAUGUUUUGAGGGAUAUUUGUUAAAUUCAACAUCAACGCGGCUCGAGAGUGAAGAGGGAAGGAUUUACACUGACAUAAAUCUAUGCGGGAGUCAAUGCACAAGCAGAAAGGACAGAGAUUUGGAGUUGAAUGAUAUUUAUGAUGAGUUGGUACAUGAAAUGGAAGAGAUUUUGUUAGAAUCUCGUGAUUCCCCUUUGACGAGGCUAACACAAAGGACUAUUGAGUUCCAAUCUGAGCAGUCAUCAUCUUUGAAUGGUGGGAAUUCUAGUGCCCGUACUUCUGGUUUUGAGGAUGAUAACCCCUUGAUUCAUCAUGCUCUUAGGAUUGAUGGGGUUGAAGUAGUGGGUGCAAAGCAGAGAAAGGGAGAUAUCUCACUUAGUGAAAGACUGGUUGGGAUUAAGGAAUAUACUACAUACAUAAUACGGGUUUGGAGUGGUAAGAAUCGGUGGGAGGUUGAGCGUAGGUAUCGUGACUUUUAUGCACUUUAUCAUCAACUGAAAACAUCUUUUGCCGCUCGAGAAUGGAUUCUUCCAUUUGUGUGGUCUAAUGUGGACAAAGAAUCCAGAAAAUUCUUUGGUAACACUUCUCCAAAUGUUGUUGCUGAGAGAAGUUCUCUUAUCCAAGAAUGCUUAAGUUCCAUUCUUCAAUCCAAGUAUUAUUGCAGUCCUCCAAGUGCCCUGAUUUGGUUUCUCUCUCCACCAGAAGCCCUUUUGAAUUCUGCUCAGUCAAAUGAUGUGAUGAGGCAACCUAAUGUGGGGGCACGUACCGAAAGAGUUCCUAGUUUAGGGAAGAAAAUAUCUUUGAUAGUUGAUAUCCGACCCCACAAGUCUGUGAAUGAGCUUCUAGAUGCACAACAUUAUUCAUGUGCUGGGUGCCAUACUCAUUUUGACAAUGGUAAGACACGCAUUUUAGAGAUUUUACAGACCUUUGUUUGGGGCAAACCACGAUUUUGUGAAUAUACUGGACAGCUGUUUUGUUCUUCAUGUCAUACAAAUGAAAAUGCCGUUUUGCCUGCCAGAGUUUUACAUAACUGGGAUUUUACUCCAUAUCCAGUUUCUCAAAUGGCCAAGUCAUAUCUGGAUUCAAUUGUUGACAAGCCUAUGCUCUGUGUGAGUGCAGCAAAUCCGUUCCUCCUUUCUCGUGUCUCUGUGCUGCGUCAUGUUGUGGGUGUUAGGAGGAAACUUGGGGCAAUGCUUCCAUACAUCACCUGCUCUUUUCGGAGGUCUAUCUACAAAAGACUUGGACAUCGUAAAUAUCUUCUUGAAACAACUGAUUUUUUUGCAUUAAGGGAUCUCUUUGAUCUCUCCAAAGGAGCAUUUGCAGGUCUUCCUACUAUAUUAGAAGCUGUCUUGAAGAAAAUAGAGGAGCACAUUACGGAGCUUUGUCUUGAGUGCUGCGACCAUGGAGUUCCGUGUGGUGCUCGACAGGCCUGUGAUAACCCAUCCUCUCUUAUUUUCCCUUUUCAGCUAGGGAAGCAAGGUAAAUUAAAGAUGAGGAGUCAUGAACAUCUUUCUUUGCCACUCCAGACUCCAGAAAACCUCGAUAGUAUGUCAUUAUGCCUGAUGCUCCAAUGCUUUUUGGGUCAUUAAUUAUUAAGUCCAUGAUUAAAUAAAGUCGGGCUCAUUUUAUCUUGCCCGAAACACCAAACUCUAGCCUAUAUAUGUUAGUUGGACUCUUCGUUGCACCUCAAAUAAUCGUAUCAAACUAUUGAAUAAUGGCACUCCAACAUCAGCGUGACACCUCGAAGCUGCAUUUUGGAUCAAAAUUAGGGAAUUUUUUCAAGAAAUAGCCAAGUCUGAUCCUUGUAUGCCUAUCCAUGUCAGACAUCUGAGUCCAAGCAACACAGCCUCGCAUGCACCGGCCAGUUUAUGACUGAAUGUUUCUGAAUACUGAUUAUGAUUUAUGACUGAAUGUCUAUUCCAUGUGACAUUAAUCUACCCCCUUCACCAAGCAUCAUGAAUUUAGACCUCCAGGAAAGUUGCAUAUUUUGCUGAAAAUUAGAAGUAUCUUGUGCUGUAUUUUUAAAUAUUGAAAUGGAAUGUUGGAUAGAAGAUGGAUAGAAGAAAGGUAUUACACAGAGUACCCAAGUAAAAUCUUUCCAAACCUAAAUUAUGGGGGAUAUUGCACGACUAAUAAUGUAAAGUGAUCACUUUUGAAGCUCAUUAUUGUCUCCUCACUUGAUAUACUGACUGUCGUGAAUCAUUCAUUA